Messenger RNA from Ailuropoda melanoleuca (giant panda), 2762 nucleotides. RefSeq names its product SEC23 homolog B, COPII component (gene SEC23B). Gene Ontology annotation, molecular function: GTPase activator activity; zinc ion binding. Gene Ontology annotation, biological process: COPII-coated vesicle cargo loading; endoplasmic reticulum to Golgi vesicle-mediated transport; intracellular protein transport. The record is from RefSeq and is a predicted model, not a curated record. Bases 262 to 2565 code for a protein of 767 amino acids. Gene Ontology annotation, cellular component: COPII vesicle coat; endoplasmic reticulum exit site. The transcript is spliced from 20 exons. NCBI's taxonomy places the organism in Eukaryota, Metazoa, Chordata, Mammalia, Carnivora, Ursidae.
ACCCAGGCACGACCGUCUUGCCCUAUUCCAAGAUGGCGGCGCGGCUUCACCGAAAAUCUUGCUUCCGCUCCUCCGCCGGAGAGGCCCUUUUUGAUUGGCCAGCGGACGGCGCCGUGGAGUGACGCACAGGGGCGCUGACCAGUCGGCUGAGAGCUGAGCUGGACUUCGCAGGGAGCCGGAGCGGGUCUCUAGCAGCUGUGGGUGCGGACGCGGCCAGGUGUACGGCUCCUAUCAGCUUUAGCUUCAGUUUCUUUUCAGACUAUGGCAACAUAUCUGGAGUUCAUUCAGCAGAAUGAGGAACGGGAUGGUGUGCGCUUUAGUUGGAACGUGUGGCCUUCCAGCCGUCUCGAGGCUACGAGAAUGGUUGUUCCCCUGGCUUGUCUCCUUACUCCUUUGAAAGAACGUCCAGACCUGCCUCCUGUACAGUAUGAACCUGUGCUUUGUAGCCGGACAACUUGCAGAGCCAUUCUCAAUCCACUUUGUCAGGUUGAUUAUCGAGCAAAACUUUGGGCCUGUAAUUUCUGUUUCCAAAGAAAUCAGUUCCCUCCCGUUUACACUUGUAUAUCCGAAGUCAAUCAGCCUGCUGAAUUGAUGCCCCAGUUUUCUACGAUUGAGUACGUGAUACAGCGAGGUGCUCAGUACCCUCUGAUCUUCCUCUAUGUGGUUGACACGUGCCUAGAAGAAGAUGACCUUCAAGCACUCAAAGAAUCCCUGCAGAUGUCCCUGAGUCUCCUUCCUCCAGAUGCUCUGGUGGGUUUGAUCACAUUUGGGAGGAUGGUGCAGGUUCACGAACUCAGCUGUGAAAGAAUCUCCAAAAGCUACGUCUUCCGAGGGACAAAGGAUUUAACCGCGAAGCAAAUACAGGAUAUGCUGGGCCUCACCAAGCCUGCCAUGCCCAUGCAGCAGGCAAGACCUGGUCAACCACAGGAGCAACCUUUGGUUUCAAGCAGAUUUCUGCAGCCUGUUCACAAGAUUGACAUGAACCUCACUGAUCUCCUUGGGGAGCUGCAGAGGGACCCAUGGCCCGUGACUCAGGGGAAGAGACCUUUGCGGUCCACUGGUGUUGCUUUGUCCAUUGCCGUUGGCCUAUUGGAGGGUACUUUUCCAAACACAGGAGCCAGGAUUAUGUUGUUUACCGGGGGUCCCCCCACCCAAGGGCCUGGCAUGGUGGUUGGAGAUGAAUUAAAGGUUCCUAUUCGUUCCUGGCAUGAUAUUGAGAAAGAUAAUGCACGUUUCAUGAAAAAGGCGACCAAGCACUAUGAGAUGCUUGCUAACCGAACUGCUACAAAUGGUCACUGCAUUGAUAUUUACGCUUGUGCCCUUGAUCAGACUGGACUUCUGGAGAUGAAGUGUUGUGCAAAUCUUACUGGAGGCCACAUGGUGAUGGGAGACUCUUUCAACACUUCUCUCUUCAAGCAGACGUUCCAAAAAAUUUUUAGUAAAGAUUUCAAUGGAGAUUUCCGUAUGGCAUUCGGUGCUACUUUGGAAGUGAAGACCUCUCGGGAACUGAAAGUUGCAGGAGCCAUUGGUCCUUGUGUGUCUCUGAAUGUGAAAGGACCAUGUGUGUCAGAAAAUGAACUUGGUGUUGGUGGCACAAGUCAGUGGAAAAUCUGUGGCCUGGACCCCACAUCUACACUCGGCAUCUACUUUGAAGUAGUCAGUCAGCACAACGCCCCGGUCCCCCAAGGAGGCAGAGGCGCCAUCCAGUACGUCACGCGGUACCAACACUCCAGCACCCAGAGACGCAUCCGCGUGACCACCAUUGCCAGAAAUUGGGCAGAUGCGCAGAGCCAGCUCAGGCACAUAGAAGCAGCAUUUGACCAGGAGGCCGCAGCAGUCUUGAUGGCUCGGCUGGGAGUGUUCCGUGCGGAGUCGGAGGAGGGGCCCGAUGUGCUCCGGUGGCUGGACCGACAGCUCAUCCGACUGUGUCAGAAGUUUGGACAGUAUAACAAAGAAGACCCCACCUCUUUUAGGUUAUCAGAUUCCUUCUCUCUGUAUCCUCAGUUCAUGUUCCAUCUUAGAAGAUCUCCAUUUCUCCAAGUGUUUAACAACAGUCCUGACGAGUCGUCCUAUUACAGACACCAUUUUGCCCGACAGGAUCUAACCCAGUCCCUCAUCAUGAUCCAGCCCAUUCUGUACUCGUAUUCGUUCCAUGGGCCGCCAGAGCCAGUACUCUUGGACAGCAGCAGCAUUCUAGCUGACAGAAUUUUGCUGAUGGAUACUUUCUUCCAAAUCGUCAUUUACCUUGGUGAGACCAUAGUGCAGUGGCGGAAAGCUGGGUACCAGGACAUGCCUGAGUAUGAAAACUUCAGGCACCUCCUGCAGGCACCACUGGAUGACGCCCAGGAAAUUCUGCAAGCACGCUUCCCAAUGCCACGUUACAUUAACACGGAGCAUGGAGGCAGCCAGGCUCGAUUCCUUUUGUCCAAAGUGAACCCAUCUCAGACACAUAAUAACCUGUAUGCCUGGGGACAGGAAACCGGAGCACCCAUCCUAACUGAUGACGUCAGCCUGCAGGUGUUCGUGGAUCAUUUGAAAAAGCUGGCUGUCUCCAGUGCUUGUUAAACUGGAAGGUGUGGGCAGAGCAUUGAAGAACACAUUGGAUUUUGUUCACAAUUGCUGAUAAUGGCUUAAAAACAUUCCUUUCACCUUUCUUGUGGGUUUUAAUAAAAAAGGAAGCAUUGUACGUAAUUCUUUAGAUUGUAAUUUAUUUGUAUUCCUUAUUUGUUCCCCUUUUCCUGCAUAAUGAAAUUGUAAGGUCA